GGGGGUACUCCCAUUGUCCAAGCAAGCCUCUGUUGGAUCGAUUGGAACUGCGCUCUCGAAUGGAGACAGCAACAAUCGAGGAUUCCUUGGGAACUAAACAGCAACUACACAAGAAAGUCCUGAUUCUUGGUGCUGGUCUCUCUGGGAUAGUUGCUGGAAAAACAUUGAUGGACAAUGGUGUCGAUGACUUUCUGAUCCUCGAAGGACAGGACUACAUUGGAGGCAGGAUUAAACAGAAUUCAUUUGCUGGGUUCAAGAUAGAAGAAGGAGCCAAUUGGAUUCAGUUCGCUGACGACCAAGAAUCGCAACCUAUAUGGGAACUAAAGGAAAAGACAGAUCUGAAAGGAGUAUGGACGAAAUAUACGAACUCGGACUUGGUUAUAAGAAACGAAACAGGGUCAGACAUUACAGAAACAGCAGACUUCAACAGCUGGGACAACGUAAAAAGCAAAUUCAAGUUUUUGCAAGAAGGAAGUAGAGAAAAUGUAAGAGCCGACAUUUCCGUGCGCAAAGGACUGUCUAUGCUUGGCUGGGAGCCCACAAACACCGCACAAGAAGCUCUAGAAUUUUUAUUCACGAAUUAUGACUUCGGAGUCGCACCAGAGGAAAUCUCGUUCAGCCAGUUUUUUGUCCCGGAAAAGGAGUAUUUCGUUACAGACCCUAGAGGAAUGAUGACUCUUUUUGAAAAAUUCUACAAGAAGUUUGAAGAAAAAUUAAUGUUGAAUAAGAAAAUAACACAUAUCAAGUAUAACUCCAAGUGCGUUGAGGUAAUCACCUCAGACGGAGAGGUCUUCACAGCAGACUACGCUAUUUGUACAUUCAGUACAGGAGUUCUCGCCAGUGACAUGGUCAUGUUCAAUCCUCCAUUACCAGAAUGGAAACGAGAAGCCAUCUUGAAAAUGCCCAUGUCUGUCUACACCAAGAUUUUCCUCAAGUUCCCUUAUAAAUUUUGGGACGAUAAAGAGUAUAUCUUGUUGGCCAGCAACAAGAAAGGAUUUUUUCCUGUGUUCCAGGAUCUUGAAAAACCAGGGAAGUUCCCAGAAGGCAGUGGAAUGCUGUUGAUUACAGUUGCAGAAGACGAAGGACGAAGAAUCGAGAAACAAUCUUUCGAGAAAACCAAAGCAGAGAUUGUCGAGAUGUUGAGGGGAGUUUAUGGACMGGACGUACCAGAACCGACAGGUCAGGAUUAUGGGAAGGAUUUUAAAAGUGCGCUUUGCUUCAUGGGGAGGAUUUUCCAAGCGCUAUUUGCUUUAUGAGUAGUAUUUCACAUGCGCGAUUUUCUUCAUGGGAAGGAUUUAACAAGCGCGAUUUGUGUCAUAGGACGAAUUUGGUAAGCGCGCUUUGCUUCACGGGGAGGUUUUAUUAAGGUGACUGCCUACUUUUGGAAAUUGAUUUAAGCUUUUUUUAAAACUUCGA
Messenger RNA from Actinia tenebrosa (Australian red waratah sea anemone), 1416 nucleotides. RefSeq lists its product as uncharacterized. Lineage: Eukaryota; Metazoa; Cnidaria; Anthozoa; Actiniaria; Actiniidae. Gene Ontology annotation, molecular function: oxidoreductase activity. The record is from RefSeq and is a predicted model, not a curated record. Gene Ontology annotation, biological process: polyamine catabolic process.